AUGUCUUCGCUGCAGGAACGGCCGCCGCCAACGACUGCCUCGAUAGCUUUCGGAACCGCAAUCAUCGCAGCAAUCAUAGGCUACUUCUUGGGCCAAGCUUCUUCCAUCGGCGUCUUCGGCGGCGCGAAGGCCUCCGUGGUCAAGGCAGUGCAGCACACACAGUCAGCUGAGAGUUCGAGUAGCGAGGAGGUGGACGAACUGCUAGACGAGCAGCAGGAGCUCAGAGACUUCCCUGGAAGCAAGAUCGCAGCGCAAUGCUCUCACGCAACCCUCGCAUGCUAUAAGACCUUCCUUCGCCAAAACCCUGACUCGCCAAUACUUAAGCGCUGGGAGCGGUACGGUCAGAUGAAGGUGGCACUGCAGGUCAAAAAUGAGGAGGAGCUGGAGAUGCUGCAGGCGCAAGCGGUCAGCCUGGGGAUGUGUGCGCAGGUCAUCCAUGAUGCGGGCAGGACACAGAUAGCAAGUGGCAGCGCGACGGUGCUGGGUAUCGGUCCGGCGCCAAAGAGUAUGGUGGAUCAGGUUACGGGACAUCUAAAGCUGCUGUGA
Coniosporium apollinis CBS 100218 is the source of this 546-nucleotide messenger RNA. RefSeq lists its product as uncharacterized. Bases 1 to 546 code for a protein of 181 amino acids. The record is from RefSeq and is a predicted model, not a curated record. Lineage: Eukaryota; Fungi; Ascomycota; Dothideomycetes. Gene Ontology annotation, cellular component: mitochondrion; cytosol. Gene Ontology annotation, molecular function: peptidyl-tRNA hydrolase activity. The transcript is spliced from 2 exons.